AGCUUCUAGUCAGUAUAUUUCAUGAACUUGUCAAUUGGCUCAAUCUGCAGUCCUCUCAAACUUUUCGUACGAUUCGUAUGCCCGUUGCUGACCGUGUUCACAAGGGGCAAGACGGCAGGCGAGAAAUGUGCGAAAAGGAGAGGAUGACACCAUCCCAGCUGGGCAGACGACACCUCCAAAUAACAAUUCGACAUCUGAUCAGGAUGGAACUGAGCCUCCACCAGCUUCAACUGGAUCAAGUACACUAACACAGUCACCCGCGCGGCAGGGGUCGUGUUUGAACAGCCAUCCCCGGGUGCGGGCCAUCAUGAACCAAUUCGCUCAGUAUGCCCACCAGCAAUACCAACAGGGGAACCCCACACUGUCCCACCUCCCCAUACUCCUCCAGUUCAACACCAUCACCGCCUUUGAGCACAUCGCUAAGCUCCUGGGGGCAACGGAUGAUUACCAUACCGAGGAUGCCAUUUCUCCCUUCUACAAGCAUGGUCCUUUACUCGGACGACACACCAUAGAACAGCAAAACAACUGGCCCAAAAACCUACAUCCAACAAAUGCACAAUUUACGAUCGACCAUCACCCGUGGAUCGAUGCUUUCCCAUGUCCACAACUACGCGACAACAUCCUCGUCGCGGUCGAGCAGCUAGCAGUCUGCGACGAAUUGGACCUGUGCCACGACAUCUGCCAGUACGAUGUGGACAGGGUGCUGAAAACCGGACUGAUUGUCUGGGGUGACGCAGAGAACAUGUACAACUGGGAGUUUGGCAUCGACUUCUUGAAGAAGUGGGGUUACCUGUUGUAUGGGUGUACGGAGUUGCUCGUAGCUACGAACUACUGGCGUGCGAGGCGGGGAGAGCCGAAGAUCUCAUGGGCAGAGUUCACGGACGCCAUCGUUGCGACUCUACCGAAAGGACUCUUAGAGAGAAGUGAGUGAUAAGGGAAGCUGGAGUGCCGAGUAUAGCUGACAAGUCAGAGCCUGAACUGGCGUCGAUCAAUUCUCAAUCGAGCUCGACGUAGAACCACGAUAACUACAGAUUUGAUG
Molecule: messenger RNA, 1039 nt
Organism: Aaosphaeria arxii CBS 175.79
Lineage: Eukaryota; Fungi; Ascomycota; Dothideomycetes; Pleosporales
Exons: 1
Coding region: 308-931 (207 amino acids)
Source: RefSeq, a predicted model, not a curated record